CGCGUGCCAGGGAGGAGGCCGAGCGCAGAGGUGGCGGCUCCCGGACCCCGGGCACGGACAGGAUGGGCAGCAGCUCGCUGUCCGAGGACUACCGCCUGUGCCUGGAGCGCGAGCUGCGGCGCGGCCGCGCGGGCGUGUGCGGGGAUCCCUCGCUGCGCGCCGUGCUCUGGCACAUCCUGGUCGAGGACUUCGACCUGCACGGGGCGCUGCAGGACGACGCGCUGGCGCUGCUCACCGACGGGCUGUGGGGCCGCGCCGACCUGGCGCCCGCGCUGCACGGCCUGGCCCGAGCCUUCGAGCUGCUGGAGCUGGCCGCCGUGCACCUGUACCUGCUGCCCUGGAGGAAGGAGUUCACCACCAUCAAGACCUUCUCGGGCGGUUACGUGCACGUGCUGAAGGGCGUGCUCUCAGAGGAGCUGCUGACCAAGAGCUUCCAGAAGAUGGGCUACGUGCGCAGGGACGACCACCGCCUCAUGGUGACAGCCCCACCCCCAGCCCGGCAGCUGGUGCAGGUGGCCCUGGGCUGCUUUGCCCUCCGCCUCGAGUGCGAGAUCCUGAGCGAGGUGCUGGCCCAACUGGGCACCAGUGUGCUGCCAGCGGAGGAGCUGCUGAGGGCACGGAGGGCCAGUGGGGAUGUGGCCUCCUGCGUGGCCUGGCUGCAGCAGCGGCUGGCCCAGGAUGCAGAGCCACCGCCACUGCCCCCACGGGGCACCCCUGCUGCCUACAGACCCCCGCUGGACCUGUACCGGGACCUGCAGGAGGACGAAGGCUCGGAGGAGGCCAGUCUUUAUGGGGGACCUUCACCGGGCCCAGACUCACCCCCAGGGGAGCUGACCUACAGGCCACCACUCUGGGAGCAAAGUGCCAAACUAUGGGGUACUGGGGGCCAGACCUGGGAGCCCCCAGCUGAGGCGCUGACUCGGGCGGGCAGCCCACCCUACGGGGCCUUGGAAGAAGAGCUGGAGCCAGAGCCCUCCGCCUUCUCCUUUCUCUCGCUGCGCCAUGAGCUGAGUCGGCCUGGGGACCUGGCUGUGGCUGAAGCCCCUGGGAGCCCUGGGAGGGCCAGCCCCAGGCACAGGGAGGCAGAGGGGACAGCGGCAUCUGCCUAUGGGGCUGUCCCUGAGCUCCCAGGCUACCAGACACACAGCUGCCUGACCCCUGGUGCCCUGCCCACGCUCUGCUGUGACACCUGCCGCCAGCUGCACGCUGCCCAUUGUGCAGCCUUGCCCGCCUGUCGCCCAAGCCACUCCCUGCGUGUGCUGCUUGGUGACACCCAGAGGCGCCUGUGGCUACAGCGGGCACAGGUGGACACCUUGCUCUAUGACAGCCCUGGAGCCCGGCCCUAGGCCCAGUCAGGCCCCCGUCAAGGGCUCUCAGGAGUUCCUGUGGUGCUUCCUGCAGUGGGGGUCUGGGCUGCAGCCUCUCCCAUCCUUAGGGAACUCUAGGCGCAGCAGGAGGGCUCUGGAGAGGCGGGGGUCAUGCCUCCCAUGGGAAACUCCUCAGAGGGACCAGGCCUCAGCCCUGGCCAGCAGCAGGCCUGGAACUGGCCCCACAGGGACCUUCCCACAGGUCCCCGUCCUCAGCACCCAGAUCUGGGCUCCAGUGUGCUGGCAAGGGGGCCCUGCCUGUGUCACAGCACCCAGACAAUCCCCUCAAGGACCCCCAUCCUUCUCAGAGCUGUCAGCUGCCUCCCUUCUGGCCUCUAGAGACACCACACAGGGGCUUCAAGGACCUGCAGGUGGCACUGGAGUCCCCCAAAACCCACCUGGGUAAGGCCCAGCUAUGGGACGCUGGACCCACUAGGUGUCACGGGAGGUGCCCAAGGGCUGCAGAGCCAGGGCAGACUGCCAGCCCCACGAGGUCGAGGGGUGCUGAGUGAAGGCAGCUGUGCUAGUGGGGGUCCAUGCAGCCGCUGCUGAGGUGGGGCAGACACCCAGCGAGGGAAGGAGGCUUAGCCUCUGAGAGGCAGCCAGGCUUCCAGACAGGUCUCCGGAACCCAGAGACCCAGAGACGGACCCCCGUGUGCUGUGACAGCCCCUAACCCCCUUCCCUGAGCAAGCCUGCUCCUACCCCCCCGCCCCAGUCCUGCUCCCUAGUGCACGGGAAGACAGUCCAGGUCCACAGAACAUUAAAUGAGGUGAA
Molecule: messenger RNA, 2142 nt
Organism: Lepus europaeus (European hare)
Lineage: Eukaryota; Metazoa; Chordata; Mammalia; Lagomorpha; Leporidae
Gene: SPATA2L
Product: spermatogenesis associated 2 like
Exons: 3
Coding region: 63-1346 (427 amino acids)
Cellular component (GO): cytoplasm
Source: RefSeq, a predicted model, not a curated record